Pectinophora gossypiella (pink bollworm) is the source of this 1552-nucleotide messenger RNA. Its product is annotated as CLIP domain-containing serine protease 14D-like. The coding region runs from base 172 to 1284 and encodes 370 amino acids. Gene Ontology annotation, biological process: proteolysis. The transcript has 9 exons. Lineage: Eukaryota; Metazoa; Arthropoda; Insecta; Lepidoptera; Gelechiidae. Gene Ontology annotation, molecular function: serine-type endopeptidase activity. The record is from RefSeq and is a predicted model, not a curated record.
CCAGAGACGCCCACUUCCACUGGUUCACCGUUUUCACAUUGUAUUUUUAAAAUAUGCGAAUUAUAAAAUAAUAUUUUCAGCAUUGAUAAGUUUAGUGUAGUUCAGUGGACAUGCGAAAUUGUGCUUUAGUUUCUGUUUCAUAGUGAUUUAACUAUUGUGAAAGUUACAAAAAUGACAUUAAAUAAUAAUAAUAUCUACGUGAUUUUUUGUGUGUAUAGUUUUUUAGUAUGUGUGGUCUACGCGCAGUUUGGAAGUGUAUCGAUAAGCGUAGGAAUGGGAAGAGGUAGCAAUGAAGAAGAAUUUUUGAAUCAAAAGAAUUCAUGUCCGCCUAACACAACUUGUAUGCCCAUCAGUUCGUGUCCAAUAUUAGAAGAUCUUUUGGAUUUUUCAUGCUUUUCGUCAGAUAAAUACUUCCAUCGUCUAAACGAGCUGACAUGUGGCAACUUCAAUAACGAGGACUACGUCUGCUGCCCCACUUGUGACUGCGGCAAGUUGUACCAGGAGGGCACGAAGCAGUGUGGCCAGAGCAUGGUACGAGGGGUCAACUAUAAGGGCAUCGGCAUACAUCCCUGGGUGGCUAGGAUUGGGUUCACUCACAAAGAAACAGGCAAUGUAAGGUUUGCCUGCAGCGGGUCGAUAAUAGGAAGACGCACUGUGUUGACAGCUGCACACUGUGCUCUCGCUAAACCAGAGGGAUACAAGUUGUCAACAGUAGUAGUAGGCGAAUGGGACAUAGGUCGUAGUCCCGAUUGCAACGAAAUGUUCUGCGCACCCCCCACCCAGGCCAUCAAGGUGGAUAGCGUUAUCGUUCAUCCGGGCUAUGAGCAGAAGAUCUUCCGACAUGACAUUGCCAUGAUCAUGCUCAAAGAUGAUAUCAAAUAUUCUGUGACAGCAGCGCCCAUCUGCCUGAGUGAUAACCCGGAAAUCAUCAUCAACGAACGCGCUGCGCUUGUUGGUUGGGGCAAAUUAUCCGGACAAAACAGCCUGGUGAGUCGUCAGCAGCAACUGGAUGUACCUUUGGUUCCUUUGGAAAUGUGUGCGCGCAUAUUCGGAGACUCGGUGCCGAUCAACGAGGGGCAGCUCUGCGCAGGCGGCGAGGAAGGAAGAGAUGCUUGCUCAGGCUUCGGUGGCGCGCCGCUUAUUUCAUUUAGAGAUGGACAUUUUGUACAGAUUGGCAUCGUCUCGUUUGGCUCAGAAAACUGUGGCAGUGAAGGAGUCCCCAGCGUCUACACCAAUAUAGCGCACUAUAACAAGUGGAUAGUUGACAGCGUGCCCUCGUUAUAGCUAGAAGCCCCCGCAGUCAGAAAAGUCUUUCUACCAACAUGCGACUUGUAACAUUGAAGUAUGAAGCUCAGACAGCAAAACAUAUCCUAAAAUCUGCGGCGUGCUUGCGUUGUGGCCGUGAAAAUUCACUUAACGAAAACUACUUUUUCUUUUACAUUUACCGUAAAAUAUAAUUUUCAUUGUAAGUAAAUACGUGGAGACGAAACAUAUCAACAUUUGGAUUCAAGUUUUUUUUGGAUUCGAGUUUCAGACCAUUGUUACUUAAACC